UCGAAAAAACACACCACCAAAACCAUAAUAAAGACUUCCCUUUGCACCUUCCUUGCACUUUCCAAACGCUUCAAACUUGACAGUUGAAACCUUUCACGCACUUUCAAUCUCUCCUUAACUUCAAAACCUUUUCUUUCUUUCUUUUUUUAUUUGUAAAUAUAUCAUCUCGUUUCCUUGACUCUUCCAUUGGGAAUGGAGAGAGAAGGAAACGAUUGUGUUGUGGGAGAAACCACACCUCUCCCAGCUGCACCUUUUGAUGCUGAAGCUUCCAUUUUGAGCUCGACCCUUUUGUUGGAUCAUGUUGGAGAGGUCACCCUCACCUUCAAUUCAGAUGCGUUGUCUUGGAAAUUGGUGGAACCUUUGGAUAAUGAUGUUUCAGCUUGUUUAGGCUUUAAAUAUGAUUCAAAUGUUGCUACCGAGAUCAAACUUUCAGACAUAUAUGCUGUUGAAUUAAACAAUCAUGGUCUGAUUCACAUAUCAAAUCUCCCUCAUGCUACUGAGUGUCUACUUUUAGGUCACGACUUAAAGAUGUACCGCUUCACUGUGCAUGGUUAUGUAAGGAGCAAGAAUCAACCUUCUCAAUGGAUCCUGGCUGAAUACACUUUUGGUCAUAAAGAUUUGCAAACAUGUCAGAUGUGGGUAAAUCAACUUAAUGUUUCCUUGAAACAUGAAGUUGGAAGACCUAGGAAUCUUUUGGUUUUUGUUCAUCCAAGGAGUGGGAAAGGUAAUGGCUGUAGUACCUGGGAAGCUGUGGCUCCUAUAUUUUCUCGUGCUAAAGUAGAAACAAAGGUGAUUGUGACAGAGAGAGCUGGACAGGCAUUUGAUGUGAUGUCAUCUAUAACAAGUACGGAGCUUAACUCAUAUGAUGGUGUUGUAGCUGUUGGUGGUGAUGGAUUUUUCAAUGAAAUCCUUAAUGGGUUUCUUUCUCCCAGGCUUAAGGCUCCUUACCCACCAACUCCAUCUAAUGAGACUUCAGCUCAAUAUGAAGAGCAGUUUCCUCUAAUUUCAGGUCCAAAUGAAUCUGGGGCUACAAUCUUGAAUUGGAAUUCAGAAGAUAAGGCUGCUGAGUUUCCUGUUCCAAAUGAAUGGUUUAGAUUUGGGAUCAUUCCUGCAGGUUCAACUGAUGCCAUUGUCAUGUGUACAACUGGGGCUCGAGAUCCUAUAACUUCAGCAUUGCAAAUUGUCUUUGGUAAAAGGGUGCACCUUGACAUAGCUCAAGUUGUACGGUGGAAAAGAACUCCUAGAUCAGAGGUUGAACCUAAUGUGCGUUAUGCAGCUUCCUUUUCAGGGUAUGGAUUUUAUGGUGAUGUCAUCACAGAAAGUGAGAAGUAUCGUUGGAUGGGUCCCACACGUUAUGAUUAUGCUGGAACAAUGGUAUUUUUAAGGCACAGGUCAUAUGAGGCAGAAAUAGCGUACCUAGAUGUUGAAUCAGAUGAAACCAAUUUAACAUCCAAAAGGAAUCGUGAGGGUAAUCUAUUACGGGCAUUGAGAUCUUCACAUCUAUCAGAAAGAUGUAUCUGCCGAAUUAACUGCCAAGUUUGUAAAGAAAAGCCAAAUCAUGCAUCCUUUGGAGUUUGCAGCCCAACACCUUCUUUGUAUUCAGAAGCAAGAUGGGUAAGAGCCAAAGGACGCUUUCUUAGUGUAGGAGCUGCUGUAAUCUCUUGCAGGAAUGAAAAAGCACCAGAUGGAUUGGUGGCUGAUGCACACCUGUCAGAUGGUUUCCUUCAUCUUAUAUUGAUUAGAGACUGUUCUCAUGCAUCUUAUUUAUGGCACCUGACUCAACUUACAAGAAGAGGGGCAAGCCCCUUGAAUUUUAAGUUUGUUGAACAUCAUAAGACCCCUGCUUUUACUUUUACUUCUUCGGGCAAAGAGAGUGUAUGGAAUGUGGAUGGUGAGAUCUUUGAGGCACAUCAACUUUCAGCUCAAGUGUUUAGAGGCCUUGUAUGCUUGUUUGCAUCUGGUCCUGAAGUUUAAUUGAUUUUGCUAUAAAUUGUUUUGGCCAAGGCCAUUAACAGGAACCAUGAAGCUUAUUUAGUACAAUAAGUUAGUGUGUGUGUGUGUAGUGUGUGUGUGUAUAUAUAUAUAUAUAGCAAUGCCUAGCUAUCAUUAAGUGGAAGUUUUUUAUUCUCUAAAGUCAUGUCUAGGACUCGUAAACAUGGAGGGAAAAUUUUGUUACAUUUGGUUACAAUUUUCUUAUACUAAUUUCAUGAUUUUUAUAGCCAAUCCCACCUAGGAGAAAAAGGGUCGGGUACUAUUGUUUUACGAUUCAUGAUUAUAUAUGUAUUUAUAACGGGAAUCAUUAUGCUGUGGACAUAAAAUAUAGGUUAUUUUAACGCUGUCAUUGUUCAAUAAGAGGAUGUGGUCUUUUAUAGAUGUUGCGGUUGUUUUAUAUA
Messenger RNA from Abrus precatorius (Indian licorice), 2393 nucleotides. RefSeq names its product ceramide kinase. NCBI's taxonomy places the organism in Eukaryota, Viridiplantae, Streptophyta, Magnoliopsida, Fabales, Fabaceae. The record is from RefSeq and is a predicted model, not a curated record. Gene Ontology annotation, molecular function: kinase activity. The transcript has 12 exons. The coding region runs from base 193 to 1974 and encodes 593 amino acids.